Mollisia scopiformis is the source of this 1518-nucleotide messenger RNA. RefSeq lists its product as uncharacterized. The record is from RefSeq and is a predicted model, not a curated record. The transcript has 2 exons. Lineage: Eukaryota; Fungi; Ascomycota; Leotiomycetes; Helotiales; Mollisiaceae. Bases 19 to 1518 code for a protein of 499 amino acids.
AUACAGUACUUGACCGACAUGACUCUCGGUCUACAUCCCAACCCGAUCGGCGCAGCACUUCGGCUACAACCGGGGCUAUGUCGUUUCAAUUCGUCGACAGGAGAAUGUGACCAGCUGGCCUGCAUGAGGCCAUUGUUGGUUGGAACGAAGAGGCAGCCUCGUGGCUUCGGACGCUUGAUAAGAAGCGGUGGACGACCUGCUGAUUGUUUGUCAUGUAAAAUUACAGAUACUACACCAGAACUCACUUCGACGACGACAUAUAAACGCAACUCAACGAUAUCAGCCACCACGUUGGAUAGUGUUAUUCCUCCAAACGCGCGCCCCCCCUCACGCCAACAACAGGUACUGCGAUCGGAACAACACUCUCCUUGCGCGAACUAUCAGUACAUUCCUAAUAUGGAGCAUACAACCACAAUCAACAGCCUAUCAAAAAUGGAAGCAUUUGUAUUGUUGAAGAAGUAUGGCCCAGAAGCCUUGCUCAAAGCGGUAUCAAAGAACUAUGUUGGGUUGGCGCAAACAAUCUCGGGCGUAUUUACAGACCACAAUGCGAGGCAGACCUUUGAAGAGCAACGCAAAGUAUAUGAGGCCAUUAAUAAAGCCAUUCCGGAACUCUUGAAAUUGAUCGAGUCCAAGGAAAUUCGGGUUGUGCAGAAUGCGUUCAACUCAACCCCCGCAUUCGUCAGUGUGUUUCAAUCAACGGCACUCAUCGCUAUUGGGCUUGCAAUCUUGGAUCUCAAAAAUGCCAUAAAUAGAGUAGGUUCAGCACUCGAGGGGAUUCGAUCUGAGCUUACUCUAGGGAAUGUUGAGAAGAUACAGGGGUGGGGUGAAGGUGAUUUUGGGUGGCAUGUGCAUCGUUUCGUACAGGAUGAGAUGGCAGCUUUCUCCGAUCCUGAGGAGCACCAUUUCUUUUACGUGUGGAACCCCGAUCCGGAUUGGUAUCCUAGAUUUGAAGAGCAAAAUCUGAGUACUCCUCUCGGUCCAAAUUUUGGAGGAUACCACACUGACCUUCCCACACUCUGUCUGCGAAUGAGCGUUGAUCGGACGACGCUGGCGAACACGACGACUUAUGGCCGAGACGCAGUGUUUCAUCUCUUGUGCCCCGCAUUUCAGCCAGUUGUUAUUGAACAAAAAAUUGUCUUCCACGAUACCUUGUUCCCGCUGGUCAUUACAGGGCAGCAACAUCGGGGCUUUAAAUUUGUGUGGUUCUUUAUCCCAACAAUACCUGAUGGGAUGACUUUACGAUAUAUUGUAGUCCUGGAGGAUAAAAUCCCUCUUUCUGUCAAAACUGGUGCAAUUGGUUUUUACGGCGGUGGUCUCGGUGCGUUCGGUUGUGCAAUUGCGGCGACAGCUUUCCCUCCGUGUGCCCCUGUAGCUCUCAGCCUUGGGGUAGGACUUGCGCCUUUUGGUUUUGGAAGUGGCGCGUUCUCUUUCCUAUCAACUCUCCAUCUGAUGGCAACUACUCCUGGCAGCCAAACACUGGGAGACCCGAUAUUCUUUCAGCCUGAUAAUAACGAAUGA